Molecule: messenger RNA, 1017 nt
Organism: Rubroshorea leprosula
Lineage: Eukaryota; Viridiplantae; Streptophyta; Magnoliopsida; Malvales; Dipterocarpaceae
Source: the annotation of a GenBank genome assembly
AAUUAAUUUUAGCCAGAAAUCUAUUUAUUUUAUAAUAAUUAUUAUUAUUAUUUGCCACAAGCAGAUGUUUGUGGCAAGUAGUUUUACAUUGAGCUUUGGAUAUGAACCUAUAUGCUUCAAUCUUAUCUAAUUUAGCUAUAGAAUUCAAAUUUUUUUGGCUAAAUAAUAAAACAGUUUGCUAUGAGUGUUGUUUUCGUAGCUAAAGAGUGAAGCAGUUUGGUAUGGGUUUAGUUUUCGCAGCUAAAGAAUAAAACAUUUUGCUGCAAGAAUAUUAGUUUUGUGGCAAAAGUUUUAAAACAUUUUGCCACGUACUUAUUGUGCUUGUGGCAAGAAAUAUUAUUCUUAGCUAUGGAACAAAUAAAUCCCAUGGCUAAAAGACUUUUAGCCACUCCAUUUCUAGGCACAGCAAGCUACGGGAAAUAUUUUUAUGGCUAAACCGUUUAGUUACGAGAUUUUCACUAUUUAGCUAUAGGAUCUCUUAAAGCUGGAGAUGUAAAAUGUAGUAGAUUAGAUAAAUGUGUGGGUGAUAUGUGCUUCCACACCAUCUAGCCUAUGGUGUCUUGGGUCUUCCAUUGGCACAUUGAUCAAGCACAUCGAUGUUAUGCUUGUUCUUCUUCUCACAAGCACAUACCUCACAUUUUUGAGAGUCUUGGUCUUCCCAUUGUGAUCAUGGAGUCAGACAUCUCCAAUGCCUUCAAUGUUCACCUUCUCACUGAUAACCAUAGUCACUUUACCAAGAUCAUGUCUCAUCAUGUUCACAAAGAAAGUAGAGUCAUUGCAAAUAUACAUGGAUGUCAAAGAAUCCAUCACCCACUUUGAGUUGUUACCAUCUUCUUUGGGAUCAUCUUCCAUUAUGGUGUAAACAUCACUCUCAUAGUCUUCAACCAUGUUUGCCUCUUCUUGCUUGCCAUUAGCCUCUUGACCUUUCAUAUGUUCUUAUUUUCCAUGUCUUUCUUGAGCUUUGGACAAUAGGAUUAGAGGUGACCCAUCUCAUCAUAAUAAUAGCAAUUCUUCUUG